CCCUCGUACUCGAUAGCUAAGAACAAAUCUGUGGAACUGAUAAAACUCGGUUAAACCCACCCGUUUUCCUCACUCACAGAUCAAUUAAAAAAACAUAAAAAAUGCAAGUCUCUCUCCCCAUUUCGCCCUCCAAAAUCCCCUCAAUUUUCCCAUUCCACCACCCCAUUUUCCCCCUUCAGCAACCCCAAAAGAACCUCACUUUCCAAACCCAAGCCAGCCCUUUCAACUCCCUCAAAACCGCCGGCUAUUUGUCCUCCAUAAGCCGUGCUAUAGAUGAAGAAGAAGAGUACCGAAAAGCCAGAGCUGCUGUUACGAGAAAGGGUAUUGAAAUUGAAGGCUACUUCAUUGAAGGACUCUCUAUUGGCGGACAUGAAACCUGUGUCAUAGUUCCUGAAUUGAAGUCUGCUUUUGACAUUGGGAGGUGCCCGUCUCGUGCUAUUCAGCAGAAUUUCGUUUUCAUCACUCACGCACAUCUUGACCACAUUGGUGGGCUGCCAAUGUAUGUAGCUAGCCGUGGUUUGUACAACUUAAAGCCUCCGACAGUAUUCGUACCUCCAUGUAUUAAAGAAGAUGUAGAGAAGCUGUUGGAUAUUCACAGGACAAUGGGAAAUGUGGAACUCAACCUUGACUUGGUCGCACUUGAUGUUGGUGAAACCUAUGAACUACGGAAUGACAUUGUUGUCCGACCAUUUCGAACUCACCAUGUUAUUCCAAGCCAGGGUUAUGUCAUAUACUCUGUUAGGAAAAAGCUGAAGAAGCAGUAUAUUCAUCUGAAAGGGAAACAGAUUGAGAAAUUGAAGAAGUCUGGUGUUGAGAUCACAGACAUCGUAUUGUCUCCAGAGGUGGCCUUUACAGGGGAUACUACAGCAGAAUACAUGCUUGAUCCACGAAAUGCUGAUGCCUUGAGGGCCAAAGUUCUUAUAACUGAGGCAACAUUCCUUGAUGACGGUUAUAGCGUUGAUCAUGCAAGACAACAUGGCCAUACUCAUUUAAUGGAGAUCAUUGAACAUGCUGAGUGGAUCAGGAAUAAGGCUGUCUUGUUAACACAUUUCUCUUCCCGCUAUAGCGUGGAGGACAUUCGUCAAGCUGUUUUGAAGUUGCAGUCUAAAGUGUCUGCAAAGGUGGUUCCCCUAACUGAGGGUUUCAAAUCAAUGUACACACAGUAGUCUUGUCUGCAGAUACAACAAUUAGAGGAUAGAUGAAAUGAGGAAAAAUUGCCCAUUUGUAAUACAUUAUUUUAUUUAAAUCUAUCCACGUUGUC
This is a messenger RNA of Hibiscus syriacus, 1261 nucleotides long. Its product is annotated as tRNase Z TRZ2, chloroplastic-like. NCBI's taxonomy places the organism in Eukaryota, Viridiplantae, Streptophyta, Magnoliopsida, Malvales, Malvaceae. The transcript has 8 exons. The record is from RefSeq and is a predicted model, not a curated record. Bases 102 to 1166 code for a protein of 354 amino acids.